Molecule: messenger RNA, 3991 nt
Organism: Linum trigynum
Lineage: Eukaryota; Viridiplantae; Streptophyta; Magnoliopsida; Malpighiales; Linaceae
Source: the annotation of a GenBank genome assembly
GAAUCUCAUCUUUUAGAGAACCCACUCAAAAUCAAUAGGCCAGAGUUAGUUAUAGUAUAACAAAAAAAAAUAUCCACCCUACCCUAUAUCUAAUAUUUUACUGUGGUAUCAUGCUGAAAAUUUUGUCUAUACGACUUAUUAAUCGAACACUCUGAUACGAUAUUAAUAAUAAGUUGAUUCAAUAAUUGGAGUUUCCACCUAACAAACACGAGCACUUCUACUAUGCUAUAUAGCAUUGGUGCUUUAAUGUACAACUCAAAGUUGUACCAUAACAUUAAAUGUAUAAGUUUAGGUUGUACCAUAAAACAAUUUGUACCAUUAUGUUAUGGUACAACUUUACAACUUGAACUUGUACCUUUACAUAAAGGUACAAGUUCAAGUUGUACCAUAAAAGAAUUUGUAAAAAAAGUAUAGGUACAAUCUGAAGUUGUACCAUAACGUAAAUGUACAAUUUUAAGUUGUACAAUAAAGGCAAAAACUUAUAGCACCAAUACUAUAUAGCAUUGUAAAAUUUCUCAACAAACACACCCACUAUCUCUUUCCUCCUCUCAAAUAUUUACUACCUGAAAUCAGUCUCCUCCUAGUUUUACUCUGACAAGAAUCUUGGAAAGGAAAAAAGUGAGUUAGAGAGCAGACGAUGUGCAAAAAUACGUGCAAGUAAGGAUGAUGGACGAUACGUGAAGUUGAUCAAUCAAUCUUUAAAGUUGACUCUUAUGAUUUAUUUGUACAUGUUGGCUGAGAUGAGAUGGAUUGAGGUUGACCAAAGGCAUGCAAUGAAAUUCUUUAUAGCGACAGAUUCAAAGGGGAUGAUAACCUGGUUGGAUUACACUACUCUAAUGCUUAGCUAGUGAGAAAGAAGCACUCUCGAUCCACUCCACAUAUAUGCAAGCAUUGCUUUGAUUCUUCAUCUUCUUCUUCUUUUUUGGUAAGAAUUGCAUUGAUUCUUUGACUAGCUAUAUAUUUUCUCAUCGUGUAGUGGGGAUCGCAUUUGUUUGUUUGUUUGUUUUGGCACUAUUUGGGCUGACUUGACCAGCUGCGAGCUGACCAACUGAUGUCUCUCAUGAAUGUCCUAUUUGAGGUAGACUUAUGUACAUUGUUAGUAAACGGUAUAUGAUACACGAUUGGACCUUUCUCAAUAAUUCGAGUUAUAGGAAUUAACUGGUUCUUGACAUGGUAUCAGAGCCUUCUGUGACCGAGAGAUCUUCUGUUCGAUUCCCGAUGACCCUCAUCUAUUCCCGUGCAAACUUCAAGCCCAUAUAUAGUGGUUUUCGUUUGGGGGGUGUAUUAGUAAAUGGUAUAUGAUCCACGAUCGAAUCUCUCCCAACUGUUGCGGGAGUAUUGUCCAUGCAUGCUCUCGUGUUAUUAUUAUUAUGAAUCGUUUUGUCCGCGUUUGUUAAGUUGAGGGACUUGAUUGUUAUUGUCCACUUAACUAGCUCGUCUCAUGCUUACUCGGCUAGUUAUAUAAGCUGUAGCUGCCGCAACAUUGGAGGUUGUAAGAGUGGGUUCAUUAAGCUUAAUAAUUGGAGUAGUCUAGUUCACAACAAACGAGGAAACCACGUAAAAUGGUGUGUUGUGUGAUUGUUUCUGCUUUCGCGUAUUAGAUUUUUUCAUGGUAUCAGAGCUUGGUUUAGAUCCAGGGUUCAUUUUUGCUCGGUCCACUACGAAAACGAGACUUCAAAAGUUAAGGGAUUUGAGAAUGGAACAAAAGACGGGCUAAGCUCAUUCCGCUUAGUUCGUCUUCGGUUCGACGAAGCUCAUCUCGCUGAUUUAGAAUCAUCAUGAGUGAUGACAAUAGUAAGGUAGCAAGCAAUGGCAGCACAAAGGCUCCCGUCGACGAAAAAUUCCUUACAUCCAACGUGAACUUUGUAUAUUUUCUUCCUCAAUCCUACUCGCAACACGUGGGUGACUUGCUGACUCCUAGCAACUAUGGAGAAUGGGUAAUUGACAUGACCGACUCUUUGCUAGCCAAGAAUAAGUUAGGGUUUGUUGAUGGAACCAUACAUCAACCAACCACACCACGAGAGAAAGCGGCGUGGACGAGAGUUGAUGUAACACUCAAGGGCUGGCUUAAGGCCUCCAUGACUCUGGAGGUGAGACGUAGAAUCAGACUCGCGAAGACGUCAAAGCAUAAGGGAUGAUCUUAAAGCUCACCUUGGACAAGGUAGUGACCCUCGCCACUAUGAGCUUCGUCGUUUGACUAGUUUGUUGCCACAAGCAAAGCUGAGUGUCUCGACUUACUACACUGAGCUGUGCACACUCUGAGAGGAGGCCGAACGAAUUUCUCACACGUCCCCAUGCACUUGCGCUCAAUGCGUGUGAGACCUAGGGAAAAAGACUCGUGGUAGAGAUGAUAGUAAACAUCUUUUUGAAUUUCUGAUGGGGCUAGAUUAUGUAUUUUCCACAGUAUAGUCCCAAAUAUUGUCAAUGAAGCCUAAUCCUACUAUCACUGAGGCAUAGAACAUGAUAUCUAUGGACGAAUAGCAGCAAAAAAAUUCUACGAAUCACAAGCCACGGGUUGAGGCGGCAGCGUUCGCAGCCAGGCAAGAGUCGUCCAUGGAGAAGGGAGCUUAUCGAGACCAAGAUUCUCGUCCUCGGUUCCCGCAAUGUAAGAAAUUGGGCCAUACAAAGGAAAAAUAUUUUGAGAUUAUUGGUUAUGACUCGUCUGUACUGUCACACUAGAAAGUGGCCAAGUGUAACCACCUACUAAUGCGUAGUAUAGCGGGUUUAGCUUUAAUUGUCAACCUGGGUCCAAGAUGUGAUUACUACUCCGUGAAGUUCUUAUUAUUUAGCGGUUUAACUGUAGUGAAAUAUUAACUAAGCUAAACAAACACAAAGCAGUAAAAGUUGUGGUUUAAGUCAGAGAGAGGUUACCCAGAUAUGGUUCCCCCUAGAUAGCAGUUAAGUCGGGUUGUAAUUCUCCAAGUCCAGAUUCAAUGACAGUUAUACUGAGGAAGGUUCUUAUUCAGUCUGAAGUCUUGACUAAAGGUCUCCAGACCCCCUCAAUCUGAAUACCCGGCGGGCUACUAAUCUCCAUUGGAGUAAAAAAACUGAGACCCUAACGUGCAAAACCUCCUCUACUGGAGUAAAUCCAGUACAGAGCAUUGAAUUGACUCCUCGACUAAAGUAAUCAAUUCACCACUUUCAAUUAAGGGUGCUCUACUAACCUAGGCAGAUAUUCUCUUUCUAGGUCAAAGCAGGAACUACAGGAAUUUGAUCAGGAUUCCUGCAAUUCAGAAAAUCAUGCCUCAAUUGAAUAUAAUCAACGUCAAAAGAACAUGUACUUGGGUUCAUACAACCAAACCUAACAUACAAAUCUAGGGUUCUUCAUACCCAGGAGAGAUAGAAAGUUUACUCCAUAGAGAGAGAAGAGAAAUCAACUUCAGAUGCAAAAAUCCUUUUGUGGAGGAUGAAAAUUGGCUUCCGGUAAUCAAUCGGUACUUCUCCAAGCUUCAAUCGAGCUCCAAUGAUGUUGAAUCUCGAUCUAGGUCACUUGGAGGCUUUGUUCGUCACUUUCUCUCUCUAGUUUUUUGCUUUCUUUUUCUAAAACUCGAAUCCCCCUCCAAAGAAACCCGAAAUUCCCUUGAAACAGCAGACGCUCGUGAUACCCGGCCCAAAUACCCGGUCGGGUAUUCAUGGGGACCGACCGGGUAUUAUGAAAAGCAGUGUGCAGGCACAGGGGGAAAUACCCGAUCCCGGGCUAAAAUACUCGAUCGGGUAUUUAUGCUUCUCGGUCGGGCCCCCUUCUGCAGUUAAGUCCCAAAUAUUGUCAAUGAAGCCUAAUCCUACUAUCACUGAGGCAUACAACAUGAUAUCUAUGGACGAAUAGCAGCAAAAAAAUUCUAUGAAUCACAAGCCACGGGUUGAGGCGGCAGCGUUCGCAGCCAUGCAAGAGUCAUCCAUGGAGAAGGUAGCUUAUCGAGACCAAGAUUCUCGUCCUCGGUUCCCGCAAUGUAAGAAAUUGGGCCAUACAAAAGAAAAAUGUUUUGAGAUU